This is a messenger RNA of Cylindrotheca closterium, 705 nucleotides long. NCBI's taxonomy places the organism in Eukaryota, Bacillariophyta, Bacillariophyceae, Bacillariales, Bacillariaceae. The record is from the annotation of a GenBank genome assembly.
AUGUCAAAUGUCUUUCACCAUGCUGUCAAGGGAAAGGAUGAGAAUGGCAAUGAUGUCUAUCUUAUUCCAUGUCCUACUGGAACGACUAAUGUCGAACUUCAAUCCGACUGGCACUAUGCUAGUGAAAGUGAAGACUUCCCAGAUCUUGCUACUGAAGCAGAUCAAGGUAUGCAGUUUAUUCAAAGCCGCAGAAAAGAAAGAUAUCCAUUUGGUUUGCUUGAUCACGUUAUCAUGGACAGUGGUUGCACCAACACCACCAUUUGUAAUGGUGAGCUCAUGCAUGGACUACGUCAAGCUGAGAAAGAACUUGAUAUGCAUACUAACGUGGGCAGCAGAGUUCUUGAUGAAGAAGGGUUUCUAGGAAGAUUUCCGCCUCCAUUCUAUUAUGAUGAAGACGGAAUUACCAAUGUACUUGCUAUGCGCGAGAUGAUUGCUGCGGGAUACUGCAUUACCAUGGAUACUGAUGUUGACAAUGCCUUUGUUGUGGAUUGCGAUGGAGACAGAAAGAUGCGAUUUGUGAAUUGCAAGGGUGUAUAUGUGUUGGAGCAACUUGGAGCGAAUGUCAAACCAGGUGCCAAAGAGACAAGUGCGAUGUAUUGUUGCCAGUUAAGCAACAUAAAUAAACAACCCCAUUUCGAACUUUCUUCAAACAGACAGAAUGGAUAUGCUGGACUUGGGAUGACCUUGAAGAUGGCAACUGUUUGA